AUGGCGGCAGCAUUUGCCGGGAGUGCGGCGAGGGAUGUCGAGAACCUGCGGCCGCCAGAGGAAGUGUACCUCGCGCAAGAUGGUACUCGCCGCCGUGAUGAUGACCGACCGCGCCAUGCCCAGUCACAAACGUCGCUCCGAUCACAAUCGCAGAUCGCAUCCGUCCCCUCGAACACCGGCCAGGCCCCUGAUGUCGCCGAUGAAUUGGCUUGGGGCCCCGCGCACCCAUGUUACCCUCACUUCAACCCACACGUUCCCAUCGGUUCGCAGGAAUACCUCACAACACGAGUCAUUCGAAUCCGCCGCGACUGGAUGAUCAAGGGCGAUUUGGCGCCGACUUUUUCCAACCUGUACCCCGAGAUUUUGGACCCAUUACUGCCAGAGCAAGAGUUCCGGAAAGUGAUUUCCACAGUCAACAACGGUCUCGUCAAGGCCUUUGACCCGUUCAGCUUGCGAAAUUUGUUCGACGGGGCAAUUGGCCUCCUGACCGGCUGGGUUUGGGAUGACAUGAACGCCCCGGGGAUCAAGGGCCAAUUGCAACAUGUCGAGACCUGGCUCGAGAAAUGGAACCGUGAAGUAGGUGCCAAGGACGGAGUCCACAUCUGGAGUCUGCGCCGCACCGCGUACAUGUCCCUUGACAUUCAAAUCCCAGAUCCUAAGGUCGGUGUUGUGCCGAGCGAGGGUCCCUCCAUGCCGAAUACCAGACCGAGUACUGGUGUGGGACCGGGCAACUGA
This is a messenger RNA of Penicillium canariense, 735 nucleotides long. Its product is annotated as ERF4 family protein. The transcript has a single exon. Gene Ontology annotation, biological process: peptidyl-L-cysteine S-palmitoylation; protein targeting to membrane. The record is from RefSeq and is a predicted model, not a curated record. Bases 1 to 735 code for a protein of 244 amino acids. NCBI's taxonomy places the organism in Eukaryota, Fungi, Ascomycota, Eurotiomycetes, Eurotiales, Aspergillaceae. Gene Ontology annotation, cellular component: extrinsic component of endoplasmic reticulum membrane; endoplasmic reticulum palmitoyltransferase complex.